Messenger RNA from Cinara cedri, 8936 nucleotides. The record is from the annotation of a GenBank genome assembly. Lineage: Eukaryota; Metazoa; Arthropoda; Insecta; Hemiptera; Aphididae.
AAGAAAAAAAAGAAUAAUUUACGUUGUUAAUUAAUUGGUAUGCGAUAAGACAUAUUAUCAAACAUGACACGACUAAUGGAAAUGUAAUACGUAUUAUGUUUUUUCUGUUUACAUAUAGAUAAACAUUAUACAAAUAUGAUUAGGUAUACAAGUAUACGUUUUAUAGAUCGGUACGUACUAAUAUUUUAAUUUUUGAACAUAUUACUCGCGUGUACAGGUCACGAUUAGGUAAUAAAGCCGAUAAUAUCUUCAAACUGCGGUGACCGGUGUGCGCCAAUUGCAAUCACCCAUGAGGUGAUUUUAGGUGAUUUAACGUUUAUUUGACGUAUAUUCAUUGGCUUUUUAAUAAUUGCACCGAGAUUUCGUCGCCUUACCACCGUAUUCAAUCGUGGUACAAGCGCCUGAAUAGUUCAAUAAAAUAUAAUUCGACUGCGUGACUUCAGACAUUUCCUACUGUCCAUUCUGGGUCCUAGUGCCCCGGUCCGAAUAAGGCCGGCGUCUUCAACCGCGGCCCAUAGAUCGUUCGUUUGGAAACGUUUUUGUACUUGAUACUGUUCACAGUAUUUCGGUUGGUGCAUCAUUUUCCUUUACAUUGUAAUAAUUAUUAUGGUCACGGUGUUAUUACGAUUACGCGAAACGGACGCGUCGGCGCGUCGCAGUCUAAGCCGCGGUCGCUAUCAGCUGUUGUCCCGACCGAUCAGCUGACAAUUCGCGUUCCCCGCGGACCGCCAGCCGCCGGUCGCCCGGACGUAACUCGCGCGAAUCGGCUAUUCGCGAAUACGCACACGCAUUCGACCCGAAGAGCUCGGUAAAUAUUUUGUUAUUGUUGUGCUUUAUUAUCGCAUCGCACUAUCGCGUGUUUCAACGAAGUCGUCGACGGAGGUCCCCCGCGGAAUCCGCGUCGCACAGUGCUCGAGUGUAAGACAAUAAUAUUAUUAGUGAUUUUACGCGCCCACGUACAACGCGAAUGAAUAUUAUUAAUACUAUUAUCGCAUUACGGGUAUAACAUACAUUUAAUAAUAAUAACAUUAAAUAACAUAAUAAAUUAUAAUACUUUAAAAUCAGUGGUGUGCGCGCGCGCGCGCUCUCGUCUGUGUGUGCGUGUGCACGUACCUACUUAUUAUCGUUAUCCUUUGUUUUGUAAUUUGUUUGUGUAGUAUUGUUGUUGUUCAUUAUUUGUGUAUUAAGUAUUUACAAACGCGCACACGCACACGCAUACACACACACACGCAGUCUCGCGCGUGCUUUACGACGCAUAUAUAUAUAUAUAUAUAUAUAUAUAAUAGGUAUAUAGUAUAUAUUUAUACAUGUGGACGAGUUAAUAAUUAUUAAAUAUUAUUAUACGUGUAAACAAUAAUAUUCGGAAUGACUGGCAGGGGAAAACGAUCGGCGGCGGCGGCGGUGGGAAAAACUACUGCGAUUACGAGUGCGACUACGCGGACCACGGCGAAGGAGGCGGCGGUCGCGGUGUCGAUAGCGGCGGUGGCGACGCGGCGCGAUAGACCCGACGUCGACGAUUGCGGCGGGACGACGAUGUCGACAACGACGACAACUGCGGUCGGCCGUCCCGGACAAUGGUUUUUGUUGCGUUCCGCUGCCGCGUGGGCGAGCACGUAGGGAAGACGGCCACUACGGACGACAAUAGUCGACAGCGGUACGAGUGUUCUUUGGCCGCGUCCGUCGUUGUCGUUGUCGCCGCCGCCGCCGUCGUCGUCGUCGUGUAACGUUUUCGUCCUCGACCGUCGUCGUCGUCGCCGCCGUCACUGUGAUGUAGCCGAGGUGAAUGUCAAGGCAAGUAAAUAUUAUUGUACUCGAUCUACCUACUCAUACCAUACACGACAGUAUUAUUAACGGUGUGUGCACGACAGACACAGCGCCCAUAACGUCAUGUAAUAUCUGCAAAAUCUAUUAUAUUUAUAAAAACCGUAUAGUUCACAACAUAUUGGGUGUUACGGUACCGCCGUUGAGCCAGCGGACUCGCGGUCCGCCGGCCAAUGGUCCGUCGGACAUCGUGUAUGACAAAGGUGUUCAUUUGACGCGUGUUAUUUAAUGUCGACUACUGAUAAUUGUACAGUGUUGAAUUUGGCCUUUGUGUACCACCGCUAAUUGAUACUGCAUUCAUGGAUUAAUUUUGGCAAUAAUCAUUAUACCUACACAGUCAAUGUAUAAUAAUAAUAAUAGCGGUACGUUGGGUACUUAUGAUAAUAUGGUCAUUAUUAAGCAGGUGUAUAUUACAGAUUUCUUUCCCCACCAAACGAAUCGAUUUACCCUCUUCUACUUCGACGAACCAGUAUUUUUUUUUUUUUUUUUGUUGGUACUCAAAAUCGGCAUGAUGGUAAUGGCCUGAUGUGUCACUACAACCGGUGUUCGUUUUAAACUGUAUCUACAGUAGUUUGCGAUGUUUGCAUUCAGUCCAGAAUUUAUCUUGUAAAUAAUCUAUAAUUCAUGUCUGUGUAAAUUUAGACGACAAUACAUUUUUUUGAAUAGCUAUUAUAAUCUACAUUUAUAUAGGCAAGUGUUUGUUUUGUGUAUACAUACAUGUAAUGUCUAAUCUAUGGCGUGCAAAGAAUUUUGGAAAUAUGUGAUCAAGUAAAAGCCGAUAAAAUCUUGUAGCUAGAUUUUUCAAUCUCUAUUUCCUUAUGGGUAUUGGUGUUCAAACUUAAAUUUUGAAUAAAAAAAUUGAAUUGUUUUUAUUGAUUUCUGGUUUCCCUUGGUUACACAGGUAAAAAAAUACAGAAAUAUAUUUACAUUAAUUAAAAUAAAUCAUUUCUGUUCUCUGUAGUUACGAUAAAUGGUUAUUAAUUUGGUUGCUGCGAGCAAUUUACAUAAUCCUUAUUGGUAUUAAUUUAGUUAUCGUGGGCAAUAUGAACUCUAUUGGUAGAUAUAUACGUAUAUAUACAAUAUUAUUUCUUCUUUGCAUUUGUGAAGAUAGUAAUAAGAAAGACACCAGUAUACAUUGUUUAAUAUCUAUCAUGCACACUUACGAUUUUCUUCACAUAGUAUCAUCUACACAAUUUUCUUGGAAAAACAUUAGGGAAAUUAAUAGUAAUAAUAAUAAUUCUUUCUUCUUAAUAGUUUAUGAAUUUAAUUUAAUAUUAUUUUGUAGUUUCUGUACAUUUUAACCAAUUGGUUGAUCAGUACAAUCUUCAAUUAAUUUUUCUAGGCAACUGAUUCUGAUUGAAUUCUGUUAAUAUAAUUAUUUAAUUACUAAAAUAAUCUAUAAAUUAACAAAACAAAUUAUUUAUAUAGGUUCUUUUUAAAUGAUUUUAAUACACAGUUUAAAAAUGUUAAAGAAAUGAUUCAUAAAAUUGAUAUAUUUCAUAUAAAAUUCCACUAGUAGGUGUUCAAAAAUACAUUAUAUAUUAUUAUUUAAUAAUUCAUAUCUAAAAUACUACAGUCGUAUCGUCCUGGCAUUAAAAAUAAUUAUUUAUUUUAGGUAUAUACCUAUUUUAAUAAGUGAUAUAUGUUAUAAAUUAUAAUGUACUAUAUAUUACUUUUGUUUGAUUUAUUUUAAUAUCAAUGAAAAAAGAUUUUUUUUUUUUUAUAAAAAAUACAUUUUAAUGAAAUUAAAAACUUAGUGGUGAAGUACAGGAUUUAAUUUAAUUAUUAUUCUCAUUAAUUUCAGUCAAUAAUAAAUUAUGCUUAAAUACGAAAAUAUUGAAUUUAUAACCUACACUUUAAAAUAUAAUUUUGUUUAAAUAAUUUGGAUAUAAUUUGAAAACAAAUUAGUUUAAAAUGUUUUAUAAAAUAUAAUUUUAAUUUUAAUUUAUAUUUACUAUCAAAUAUUCUUAAACAUGUUUAGAGUAAAUAUAUGUAAUACAUUAAAUAAAAAUAUAUUAUUGUUGUGGAGUUGCGAGAGAUUGACUCAUUUGGAUAUGUUAUCUAUUGAUUAUGAGUAUAUCACCAAAUUUAACUAGGAUACAGUAGUGUAGCUGCAGUUUUAAAUUUUAUAAUCACGCACCGUAUACUAUUAUAUUAUUAUAUUCUUCAAAACAUUUAAAUCUACUCAUUGAAAUAAUAUAAUGUAUACAAUUAAAUUAUUAUUAUUUAAUUUUAAUUUGUUCUAUUUAAAAUUUAUAAAAAUCCCAUCUUAUAAUUAAAACUUUUUUUGUUACAUGUACUUACUUAAUUGAUUUUGUUUACUUAUCUAAAAAAAAGAAAUCAUAUUUUUAUUGUUUUAAAAAUUAUUUUAUUAUUUGAUUUUCGCCAUUUACCUACUUUAGUAUAAAAUAUACAAUUAUAGUUCUAUAUUAUGAGUACUAAGGUCACCAAUAACUAUCAUUUAUGAGUUUUCAAUUAGGUCAUUAAAAUAUGAUCAUUAUUAAUUUCUCCAUGCAUUAACAAAAAUAUCUAAUGUUAUGCUUAAUUUUAAUCUGUAAAAUUAUUAUUAUUAUUAUCAGUGUAAGUUAUAACAAGCUGAGGUCAAUUUAGUGAAUAAAUCAGCUAUUAUGAUUACAUUUAUUUUUAAAAUUCUAUUACGUUUUAUGUUAAUUGAAUGCUUGAAUUUUGAUAAGAUAUUAAGAAGUGCAUUAUAUUAUAUUUGAUAAAUGUUUACUACCUAUGUACCUUUUAUUAAUUUAUUAGUAUUGUUAUUAAAGACAAAUUUUAGUCCAUGUCCAAUUUCAAAGUUCACGUUUAAUGGUGAAUUUAAUUUUUUAAGUUAACAUGUGAAAAUUAAUAUAUUAAUAAUGUUUUUAGGUAUAUUCUAAGCAAAUACUUUAUUAAUUACUUAAAUGACCAUGGAAACACUUGCGAGAGAUGCACCAUCAAGCAUGCAUCAUCAUAAUAAUUCAUCCGUUUCAAAUAUGAAACAUAAUUAUGUUCAGGUACAUAUUGCUAGAUUGUUGUAAUUAAUAUAUGAUUACACUGGUUGAUUCAUUUUUAACAUAUUCAAUUUUUCUUAAUUUAGUUGUCCAAAACGUGUUUAGAUGAAGAUGCUCAAAUAAAUAAGAAACUACCAAAGGAGCUUUUAUUACGGUAUUAUUUGAACAUUUAAAUUUAGUUAUUUGUUGUUAAAAUAAAACAGUAUACAUUUGUAUUUUUCAGAAUAUUUUCAUACCUAGAUGUUGUGUCAUUAUGCCGAUGUGCUCAAGUAUCUCGUGCUUGGAAUGUUUUAGCCCUAGAUGGGAGUAAUUGGCAAAAAAUAGAUUUAUUUGAUUUUCAGACAGAUGUUGAAGUAAAUUUGAAAGUUUUAAGUUAUGUAUAUAUUUUAUAGUUUUGUAAAAAGCAAAAAUUAUUUUAGGGACCAGUGAUAGAAAAUAUUUCACGACGGUGUGGGGGCUUUUUGCGACAAAUUAGUUUGCGUGGAUGUCAAUCUGUGGGUGAUGGAUCUCUGAAAACUCUUGCUCAGUGUUGUAAUUAUAUAGAAUAUAUAAAUCUAAAUGGCUGUAAAAGAAUCACAGAUAGGUAAAUUAAAUUUUAUUAAUAUUCGUAUUGUUGUUAACCACCUCUUUUUUUUGUUAUAGCACAAGUCAAUCUUUAAGUCAGUAUUGCAAAAAACUAUUGUCCUUAGACAUUGGUUCAUGUUCUAUUGUGUCAGAUUUAUCUUUAAAAGCAAUUUCUGAUGGUUGUCCAAAUUUGACUAGUGUUAAUAUAUCAUGGUGUGAUGGUAUUACGGAGAAUGGUAAUUUUUUUUCUUUACAUUUUUCCUACUCUUUUAUAUUGUGUUAAUAAUUUUAUAGGAGUUGAAGCAUUGGCACACGGUUGUCCAAAACUCAAAUCUUUUAUAUCCAAGGGGUGUACAAGAAUGACAACACGAGCAAUCAAUUGUUUGGCUCAGCAUUGUGUCAAAUUAGAAGUAAUCAAUUUGCAUGGUUGCAAUGUAAGUGUUAUCAAUUUUUUUUCUUUCUAAAUUUGACUAUUUUGAAUUUAUUUUUACCUAGAAUAUCGAAGAUGAAGCUGUGAUAAAGUUAGCUAAUAACUGCAAUUCCUUAAAAUAUGUAUGUCUUGCGAAUUGUUCUUUAUUGACUGAUAACUGUCUUGUAGCCCUGGCUGAACAAUGUUAUCAGUUAAAUACUUUAGAGGUUGCCGGUUGUUCACAGUUUACUGAUAUAGGUUUUCUAGCAUUAUCAAAAGUAAUUAAAUACUUACUUCUCUUAGAAGAUAUUUUAUGUAUAUUGUUAAUUGUUUUAAUUAGACAUGUCAUCUUAUGGAGAAAAUGGAUUUAGAAGAAUGUGUAUUUAUUACAGAUUCAACUCUAUUUCAUUUAGCAAUGGGAUGUCCUCGGCUUGAGUAUUUGGUAAUUAUCUACUUAAAUAGUAAUAUUAAUUCUUUGUAUUUUUAAUUAAUUUUGUUCACUUACAGAGUUUGUCUCAUUGUGAACUGAUCACCGACGAGGGCAUUAAACAUCUAAGUACUUCAACUUGUGCAUCAGAACAUUUGGCUGUGCUUGAAUUGGAUAACUGCCCUCUUAUUACUGAUGCAUCUUUUGAUCAUCUCAUAAAUUGUCAUAACUUACAAAGAAUAAUGUUAUAUGAUUGUCAACUCAUUACCAGAAAUGGAAUAAAACGGCUUCGGGUGAGUAUUAUUUUGCUUUAUAUUUAAUUUUUGGCUAAUUCAAACUGCCUAGGGUUUUACAUAUAAAAAUAUUUAAAUUACAAAGCAGAAAUAAUCAGCUGAUGGAAAUUUAAUAAAAAUGAAAACUUUCCAUCUAUCUAAAAAACAAUAAGUUGUUUCUUAUAUUUAUUUUGUAUAUAAUAUAUAUACAUACAUACUCAAACUCUACUUUUUCUAUUUUAUUUAGACACACUUGCCUAAUAUAAAUGUGCACGCAUAUUUUGCGCCUGUGACGCCACCACCGUCCACUGGCAAUAGUCGUAAACAUUAUUGUCGUUGCUGCGCCAUAUUGUGAGGUUGGCUUGAAGGCCAGUCAUGCAUACGUGUGUGUGCUACUUGCCUGAAAUACUUGGCCAAUAUUUUGCAAUCAUUAGCCUGCUGUGUAUUUAAAUAUAAUAUUUAUUUUUUACCGUUCUUUUUUAUUAUGAUGAUGUUAUAUUGUUUAUUAUUAUUAUUUUAUUUCAUUUUAUUUAAUUUAAAUAAAAUAAUUUAAUUUAUCAUAUUUAGUAUACGUUCAUUGAUAAUAAUAGUUAUAUUUUAAGUCAUAAAAGAAAUCUGUCCAUAUGGACUGAUAAAUUAUAAAAGUUUAUGUAUGUGUGUGCUGGUUCACUAAAUGAUAUUUGCCCAAAUUUUCUUUUAAUAUUUUUAGUCAUUGAUUCAAAAUAAGCUAAAAAACAGUACCUAUAUAUUUUUUGCCGAAAGGUAUUAAUGAUAUUAAAAUUAAAUUCUAUAUAUUUUCAUUACAGAUUUGUAUUUGUGUUAAAAAACAUUUUUCGUACAUUUUAAGUUCUAAAAAGUUGUUUUUUACUAAUAAGAAAUUAAUGAAAAGACAUAAACAUUCCUCCAUAUUUAUUACAACGUUUUUAAUUCUCCCUAAUACUUCAUUGAUAUAGUGCUAAAGUAUAGUAGUAUGAGCUUAUGAUUCUAUUUGCAUGUUAAGAUAUUUUUAUUUAUAUGAUCAGUCUAUGUAGGUAAAUAUAUAAUUCAACUGUGUUAUUUGAUUAUCAAAAUCUAUUAAAAAUUUAAAAGAAAAUAACUGGGCUUCAUUAAUGAAUCACUGUAUAUAAUAUUUAGGUUUAUAUUAUUUAACAGUCAUUUUUAUAUGAACUAUUAAAAUAAUUAUGUUCCUUUAUGACACAAUAUUAUAUUUUAAUGUAUUUACAGACUAGCAAGUAUUAUGAUUUAAAAUCUAAUUGUUACUUAUCAUUUAGAACAUGAUUUAAUUUAAAUUUUUAUUCGAACAAAAUUAUUUCUCUUUAGUUAUGUUUUAGGUAUUUACUUUACAAUUUAUAUCUGCCGUGUUAGCUGUAAAUUCAUAAACACAUGUAUGAUACUUAUCUGUAUUUGAAUAUUGUAUUGCUAAGAUUUCCAUUUAUUAAUGAAUAAAAUAUAUUUUGGUGCUAGUUCUUAAGGACUUAAGAUUUAAAUAUUGUGGUUUUGUCUAAGAAAUGAACGAUUUUUGUCUCAAUGUUAUUAUUCGAUUUGCAAUUUUUAAAACUAUUCCAUUUUCAGCAGCUUUUUUGAUUUGUGUAUUAAAAUACAAAUAAAUGUUUUAUAGAUAUUGUCAUAAAUUGUAUCUUGUAAGUCAUAAUACUUAUUAAUCUAAAGCUUAAAUAAGUCUAGAGUUUCUAGAUUCUGGAUCAUUGUUUGGUGUACAUGAUAAUAAUUGCAGUUUAAUUUUUAUUGGUAAUUUAAAAUAACCCUUAUUCAAUGUUUAAUAUCAAUUUAGAAGAGUCUUGUAAUAUUAUGUGUAGUUAGUAAUCACAUUAAUCAAAAUUUGACUUUAAUACAUGAAAAUGUUAUCCCUUUGAAAAACAAAUAUUGAAAAAUAAACUUCUAAUUUGUUUUUAAAUAAAAAACGAGAAAUAUUUAAGUACCUAUACAUGACAGUAAAGUUUUUACAUGUUGUUAAAAUAUAGUACCAAUGCUUCUAUAUAUAUUUUAUAUAUAUAGUACAUUAUUUUUUAAACUUGUGAACUUUUUUCUAUUUAUUAUUAAAAAAUUGCACAUUAAAUUGGUGUUUAAUGUAUAUUUUUUUUAUCUGUGUUUCACCUACAAAUUUACUAUAACAUCAGGCGUAAUAUUUUUAUUAAGUGCCUAUAAUGCCUAUUUAGACAUAUUUUAUGGUUAAGUUUUUAUUAACAACAUAAUAUAAUGUAUUAACAAAAAUGUUACUAAAUUAUGUCACAAUUUAUCAUAUAAUUGUACAAUUUUUUUAUUAAUUGAUCAUAUUUUUGUACUUUUUAUUUUGGUCUAGAAAAAAAGAUAAUACAAAAUUAUAUAUAUUUUGCAUAAUAAUUGUCAUAUAAGUUUUGCUGUCGAGUAUAAAAUAUACAAUAAUACCUAAUAAUAUAUAGAAAUGUGAUUUUAUUUUUCGCGCU